Messenger RNA from Lytechinus variegatus (green sea urchin), 1996 nucleotides. It is a transcript of the gene bphl, whose product is annotated as valacyclovir hydrolase-like. NCBI's taxonomy places the organism in Eukaryota, Metazoa, Echinodermata, Echinoidea, Temnopleuroida, Toxopneustidae. The record is from RefSeq and is a predicted model, not a curated record. The coding region runs from base 21 to 935 and encodes 304 amino acids. The transcript is spliced from 7 exons.
CCAGGGCCCAGGCAUUAAAAAUGAUUUUAACAGUUUCAGGGACCACCAUUAGAAGAGCUUCCCUUUCUAAAUUAUCUCGUCUGUUCGCAUCGCCAUCGCCGGCAUUCCCUGUUCAGAUUUGUGCAAAGAUGUCAUCAAAUAAUCGCUCAUCUGGUAUUUCUUCAGGUAAAGUAGGAGUGAACGGAGUAAACCUGUAUUAUGAACAAGCAGGGAACGGCCCUGAACCAGUCCUUUUAAUGCCUGGUGCUCUUGGAUCAACCCAGACAGAUUUCAAACCUCAGCUUGAGAAACUGAACCGAGAUCUACUUACGGUGAUAGCCUUUGAUCCAAGAGGAUAUGGGAAGUCCCAACCACCAGAAAGGGAUUUCCCCUUGGACUUCUUCAACAGAGAUGCCAAAGAUGCUAGGGACCUGAUGCAGGCCUUAGGACACAAGAAAUAUUCUUUGAUGGGUUGGAGCGAUGGUGGUAUUACAGCUCUGAUACUUGCUGGAACAUACACUGAUGAGGUCAAGAAACUUCUCCUCUGGGGAGCUAACUCUUACAUUACUGAAGAUGAUCUAAAGCUGUAUGAAGCUACCCGUGAUGUGACUAACUGGAGUGAAAGAAUGCGAGCCCCAAUGGAGGCUGUGUAUGGAAAAGAGAAUUUUGAGAAAAUUUGGCAUGGUUGGUGCGAUGCCGUUGCCAACAUUUACUCUACCAAUAAUGGAGAUCUCUGCAAAGCGGAAACAAAGAAUAUUCGGUGUCCGACCUUGAUCAUCCAUGGUGACCUUGACGCGAUGGUAGUCCCUGAACAUCCAGAAUAUCUUCAUAAUACAAUUAAAGGAUCAAAAUUGAUAAGAUGGCCCAAGGCAAAGCACAACCUUCACCUCAGAUAUGCAGAUGAGUUCAACAAAGAGGCAGAACAAUUCCUGACUGAAACACAGUCCAACCUAUAGUACACACCAGAAUAUUAUACUCCGGUCCUCAAUCUGGGGUCAUUUAAUAUAUAUUUUCAUAUCACAAAUAGUGUUUGAGUCAUAUUUACUGGUUAAAACCAUUUUUCCUAGCCAUCACACAUUUACAUUUAUGAAUAAAGAGCUGAGUAUUAAAAUUCAUUUUCUCUUUCAGUGGUAAAAGCUUGCUAAAAAUGCAGGUACUGUUGUUAGUUCGCAGCCAAUAACUAGUCUUUUGCAUCAGACAUAUUGCUGACGUUUUGUAUAAUAGCAUCAUACUCGUAAAAGCAAAGACAAAAUCUGUAGAUUCAGCCUAGAUUAUAGGCUAGCAUUGUUAAGGCUUUUACCAUACAUUUCAGCUCAUGUGCACAUAUGCAGCUGUGUGAGCUAUGCACAUAGCACAAAUGACCAGGGUUUUGGUAGGGUCCAAUUAAGCAAUAAACAGGUAAUGAUGUCAAUUAAAUUUAGUAAAGUGAGUUGCGCUAAAUGUGUUUCACCUACUUCCAAAUUCUUAGUUGGUUUUUAGUUGCUUCUCUUUAUAAAUCUGGUGCCUGUUUCAAUGCUAAUUGACCAUCAAAAUCAAGGAUUUUUUUUACUACAGUGAAUUUAUGUAGUGAAGGCAAGAAGACUUUUCAAAAUGAUCAAGAUUCACAAAGCAAAUAUUUUGCAAUUUUGCUAGAUAUAUUAAAAAAAAUCAUUACCACUUUAUGGAGUGGAAUUUCGUAUAUUGAGAUUUGUAAAUAUAAAUUGCCUCCUGUCUGUAUGACUAUACCUAUCAUGACAAUAUAUGAAGCAUGAAAGUAUAUGAAGAGCAGGGACCAGCAAUUGUAUUGUUACAUCACUGUCCUGUAUGUGAAUAUUUCUACCAACCAUUAGAUUGCCUUUUGUAAGUACCUGUCUUGCUAUGAAGGACAAACUAACUCAUGAUUCUGUUAUACUUCUGAAAUAAGUGUCUUGUUGUAUAAUGUUCGUCACAGGGAUGCCAACUCUCUUAAAGAGAAAUGCCAGUAAUUGCAAUAAACACUGAUUUCAUGAGAAAGUCUGUAAAACCAGGCUUAAUUGUG